CAAAGGCGGCAGUGGCGGCAGCAGCAGGAACCCCUAAUGUCUGGACGAUAGUUCCAAUUUUGCGCCUUUUUAGCCCACAAUUCAACAGACAGAGACAUAAUCGGGAUGAGACUGUAAUUUUACAUUUUGGGUUUUGGUUAGAAACAACAAAACAAAAUGGGUUUGAGAGGUAGAGGAAGACGGAGAAAGAGAAAGAGAGGGUGGGGGGACGGAAGGGGAAGAAGUAGUAGCAGAAGCAGCCUGUAUAUAUAUAAAUUUCCACCAUAUUUAAUUUCCCACGAUAAAUAUGAAAAGGAAUUUUCAGAAAAAGAAAAGAUUCCCAAAGGCUAUCAAAUUCCGGAUAUAUUUGAUUCAAAAUGGAGGCAAGGAAGACCAUUGGAAAGAGAAGAUAAUGUAAAGAGAGGAUUAGGGCAUCUUGAGAGGGUUGCUGAACAGGGAAAUGACCAACCCACUGCAUUGAACAGCAAUCUUGGAAGAAUUGACUAUGCCCACGGUCUUGCUGCAUUACUGUUGAAUCAUUACAUAAAAGUUGCCCUUGUUGCCGGAAUUUUCGAAUUUUGGGGAAUGGGAAAGUCUAGCAUAAUGAUACAGGAUAUGGUGGGAAAUAAGUUUCUUGCACUUAACAUGGAAGAGGAGGCUGAAGUCAACAAUGAUCUAUCUGCCUCCACUAGCAAAAAAGUCUCGGUGAUGCAUAAAAUAAAAAUUACUAUAGAAGACAUUCGAUACCUUUUACCAAGAGCAUGGUUAAAUGAUGAGGUAAACUUGUAUUUGGAACUAUUAAAGGAAAGGGCAAAAAUAGGAUGCACACAAUUCUUGAAAUGCCACUUCUUUAAUGCAUUCUUUUAUACGAAGGCCAGAUAUAUUAAAGAUGAAGCAGAGAAUAAGCGUAGGAAUUUCUCUGAAUUUGGAUGCUUGGAAAUACGAAUGUGGGAAAUAUUCCCUUACAGAAAGAUGGCUCUGAUGGUGGAGUAUUCAUGAUCAAGUAUAUGCUGAUUUCCAUAGUCGUAGAUUGCCACCAAACUUCACACAGGCAAUCCUCUACUAUCUAGGAGAAUAGCAAAGGAAAUUUCAAAUUACGAGCAGAGUGAAACAUGAGCAAUUGUAGAUUACAUUUUUUGGCAUAGAAAUUGUAAGCCUAAGUGACAAAUUAUUCUAGUGACUACAUGACUUUGUAUGUUUGAAAUAAUAUCAGGAAAGCUUAGCAGGUGUGGGUUACGUGAUAGUUUUAGAAAUCAUUUUUUCGUGUCAAAAACUAUGACAGAAAAAUGGCCAAAGCUAUCCAAGUCAAUGGGCAUUUUAAGGAAUCAGGAAGACCAUCCAUCCGAAAAGUUCUGUUGAAAGAGAAAUCAAAUAUAAUUUGUAUUGUCGAAUUAACAUA
Cryptomeria japonica (Japanese cedar) is the source of this 1378-nucleotide messenger RNA. RefSeq lists its product as uncharacterized. Bases 157 to 978 code for a protein of 273 amino acids. The transcript is spliced from 10 exons. The record is from RefSeq and is a predicted model, not a curated record. NCBI's taxonomy places the organism in Eukaryota, Viridiplantae, Streptophyta, Pinopsida, Cupressales, Cupressaceae.